AUGGCCAACCCGCGCCUCCUCCUCCGCAGGAUCCUCUGCGUCGCCGCCGCCGCCGCCUUCCUCUCUGCCCCCGUCUCCGCCAUCCGGAAGGACAUUGGUUUUGCUGCACCCAUCAUAUGCAGGACAACUGUUCAAGGACGGCAUUUGAUAUCAGAUGAUAACGGUUAUGUAUGUUCUGCCCUUUCGAUUGAUCCAUGGUCUCGCUGCUGCCCACAAACAGGAGAACGCUUCUCCUGUCAGGGCUGCAACCUUGAUUCGCAGUGCUGCAACUCUUACGAGUAUUGUGUUUCUUGCUGCUUGAAUCCUUCUAUGACCAAGGAAGCAGAUGUUCUGAAGUUGAAGGUAGCUAAGCCAGUCACUGCUGGAACUUACGCCAAUAUCUUCGAUUUCUGCAUGGGAAGAUGCCGCCAUAGUUCUGCAAGCGUGGUCCAUGAAAAUGCAUAUUUGAGUGAUUUCCAUCAUUGCUUUCUGGUGCAGCAAAAUUCAUCGGCAGGAUCAACUGAAUCUAAUUUUGGAUCAAGGUUGGAUGGCAUUAACGUCAUUUUGGGAAGGCAGGGGGAAUCAUGUAGUUCUGCAUGCAGAGCAAAAGGACAAUCAUGUGUUCCAAGCAGGCUUUCUGAGUUGAACAAAUGUCAGAUUUUGCAGAAAUAUAUGAGAUGCAAAAAUGGUUGCUUUCCCAGUCUUGGGCCCGAUCAACCUGCCGAAGUUGUAGACGAAGCUCCAAAAAAUUUGAAUCCUGGAGCGUGCUUGUACAUGCAGAUGGAUGACCGCCUCACCUGUGAUGGCUCACAUCAACAUACCCGGAGGCUCUGCCCUUGUGCAUGA
Triticum turgidum subsp. durum (durum wheat) is the source of this 825-nucleotide messenger RNA. The record is from the annotation of a GenBank genome assembly. NCBI's taxonomy places the organism in Eukaryota, Viridiplantae, Streptophyta, Magnoliopsida, Poales, Poaceae.